AUGACCUCUAACAAAGAGGUGGUAGUUGAAGAAGUAAGCUUGGAGCCUGAGGGCAGGGAAGCCACUGACAUCUGUCUGGAUGGUCCAUGCUCACUUCAGGAUCUCAACCUGGCCCCUGACGUGGGAUCUCCACAGUGCAGCCUAAGUGAGGAUGAGGUUGAGACUGAGGUCAACUCUGAGUUUGAUUCAGGGUCUAAGCUACAGGUGCUAGAGUCGGGAGUGAUGGUUCUUCAGGAUCAUGGAGAGCAGUGUGUCUCCUCAGCCAGUGACAAAAAGGACUUUACGGACUGCUUACCUCUUGUUAAUGACAAGGUUGAGGAAAUGGUGCAAGAGCCAACCGAUCAGAUGAGCCAGGGUGCUAGAAGCCACGCAUCCUCCAAAAGCUGCGCCACCCAACAGUCUAUGCCUUGGGCAGAUGCAGAAGCAGACCACGGCAGAAAAGGCAGGCUGGGCAAGAGACUGGUGGAUGUAAAGCGGGCCUCUGGGGCCCCUCUCCACCACAGGGGGCCCAAAGGAGGCAGAGCAUGUAGGACCAAGAAGAAAAAGAAUAAGAAAACAGUCCCUGAGGAAAUCCCAGACCCAUUCCCUGAGCUCGACUCAGCAUCGGAUGAAGAUAAUAAAAUACAAGUAAUGAAGGUGACCAUCUGCUUCAAGAAUGGAGGGCGGAUCAUAUCCAGCAAUGCUAUGGACCCUGAAGACAGAAACAAAAAGAGGGAUGUCCAACCGAGGAGCAAUUUUCGCCAUAUGACUGGCUCUCUGCAGAUGUCUGCUCCCAGGGGCCAUAUGUUGGGCACAGGAAAGCUAGGAGCCUCUUGUUCUAACAGAAAAGUAACUGUGUUCAGAGGCAAGGAACAAAGAAGGCCUCGUUACCCAGCAGCUGAUGCAGGUGGGCUAUGGAAGGCCAGUUCUAAGAAGAAAUCAGCCCAGGAGACGAAAUCCCUACUGGACACCCCAAGAGUCACUGGGCGAAGACCUAUCCCAUUGUGGGGACAGAGACCAAAGGCAGCUCCUGUGGAAACAGCCACCUUUCCUCCAAUAAGCUGCGUCACCACACUUGAGAGUUCUAAGAAGCACUCCACAACACCCCUGGAAGCCAUUGAGCCUGCAAAUGGUACAUCCAGAAAGAGAGCCCUGGUAAGGAAUACAAAGGAGACCCUGCCAGCAGCCAGGGGAGAUAGAGGCCUUGUGUGUAAAGAUACCAUGAAGAAUUUGACAGCAAUGACCCCAACAUCAGAGCCCUACAAGACCAAGGAAAUCCCCCGUGCCCAAGUGAGUAGAGCACCCUCUGUCUCCUCUCACCCUGCCCUUUCCCUCCCCAGCACAUAA
Messenger RNA from Onychomys torridus (southern grasshopper mouse), 1326 nucleotides. RefSeq lists its product as uncharacterized. Lineage: Eukaryota; Metazoa; Chordata; Mammalia; Rodentia; Cricetidae. The transcript has a single exon. Bases 1 to 1326 code for a protein of 441 amino acids. The record is from RefSeq and is a predicted model, not a curated record.